Molecule: messenger RNA, 5007 nt
Organism: Trachemys scripta elegans
Lineage: Eukaryota; Metazoa; Chordata; Testudines; Emydidae
Gene: ST6GAL1
Product: ST6 beta-galactoside alpha-2,6-sialyltransferase 1
Exons: 11
Coding region: 804-2117 (437 amino acids)
Molecular function (GO): sialyltransferase activity
Source: RefSeq, a predicted model, not a curated record
GGAGUCCGGCCACCCUGGCUCGUGGGGAGGGGGCAGCGGUGGGGCACCUCUCCCCGCAGCAGAUAGGCUCAGCGCCGGGCCCCCAUCCCCGGGACUCGCGGGGCCGCUGUACAGCACCCUGGCCUCCCAGUUUUGCAUAACAUCCUCCCCAUCCUCCUCUCCCCGGGGCCGGGCUGUCGCUUGGGGAUGAUCUUAUCUUCUCUCCCGCCCCCCCACCCCUCGCUGGCCAGCAGGCGAGCAACCAGUGAGGACUGUGGCUUGUGAAUAGCUGCGAAGUGACCGGGCGGUAACAAAGGGACCCGGAGACCAGCGGCUGAGCUGCCCGGACCGUGCUUAGCGCAGCAGCUGCAACCCCAAUGCUUUCAGACACCUUCAGGAUCCAUCUGAAGGUUCUGUUCCACAUACAUGAUAAAGGGACACCUUCCACCUCUUGUUUAAAGGAACAGAGAGAGGGAGUCUGAUCUACAGAUUUCAUAACUGGGUGGAUGCUUUGGUGACAUCAGUCUUGUCUGUAAUCUUUUGUCACUUAACAGAAAGGGUCUCCAGUCAGGAGGGAACAAAAGUGAUCAGUCUCGUGUUAUCCCACUUGGGACCUUAUCCUCUUUCAGGAGGAAGUGGCUUGUGACCUUUAUUUGAAAUCUGCUCAUCAAUCUGAUGUGUUGGAUUUGUAAGAGAACACGGCUUCUCACCAUUGUUAGAAAACCUGCAGAUACUUAAAAAUGAGCAGUGAUUGCUCUAACUCAAGUAUUAGCCAACAACAGGCCCAGCAUCGUUAAUCACCUCAUUCUGAUGCACCAUACAUUAUGGUUCACAUCAAUCUAUUGAAAAAAAUGUGUGGACUCUUGUUAUUGCUUGUGGUUCUGACUAUUUGCUUGUGGGGGGAAACAAGAAAAGGCUACUAUAUUUCCUUCAAAACAGAAAGCAAAAGUUUUCAGAUUCCCAGAGCUCUGGGAAAAGGAGAUGUACUUACAUCCCGACUUCUUUCAAGCAAAGAUGUUAAUGAGAACGACCAGUUAUCUGUUGCUUUGCUGGUCAAAAUGGAGAAAGUAAAUGGCAGCAUCUCUCCAACCCCUCCAGGAAACAAUGCAGUGGCAAAGUACAAGAAAUCAUUGCUCUCUGUGAAUGUCUGGAAUGAGGACAGUUCAUCAAAGAAUCUCAUACCUAGGCUGCGAAAGGUCAAAAACAAUUACCUGUCCAUGAACAAGUACAAUGUGACUUACAAAGGGCAAAGGAAUACUGCCAAACUCAGUCCGGAGAAACUGCUGUGCCAGCUCCGGGACAGAGUGAAUGUGACAAUGAUCCAUGGGUCAGACGGUCCAUUCAAUACCUCUGAAUGGCAGAUGUAUCUACCAAGAAAAAACCUCAGCCAAGAAGUUGGCCACUUCCGUCAAUGCGCUGUCGUGUCCUCAGCAGGAUCUCUGAAGUCCUCGCAUCUGGGACCAGAGAUAGACCUCCACGACGCAGUUUUGAGAUUUAAUGGGGCUCCUACCAUAGGGUUUCAGAAUGAUGUAGGGGAAAAGACAACAGUCCGCCUUGUUAAUUCCCAGGCUGUGCUUAGAGGAACAGCUCAGUUGGGCUUUAUCAUGUACAUUUCCUUGCUUGUAACUGUCGAAGAGCAGAAGUUCCUUACAGAUACGUUGUACAAUACUGGAAUCUUAAUUGUCUGGGAUCCAGCACCUUAUCAUGCCGAAAUUAAUGAGUGGUACAGAAAACCAGACUACAGUUUCUUUGCAAACUACAAGGUGUAUCGUACUAGACAUCCGGAACAGCCCUUUUAUAUCCUGAACCCAAAAAUGCAGUGGCAGCUCUGGGAUAUUCUGCAGGAGAACUCGCUGGAGGAAAUUCAGCCCAAUCCACCUUCUUCUGGAAUGCUUGGCAUUGUGAUCAUGAUGACCCUCUGUGAUGAAGUGGAUGUUUAUGAAUUCCUCCCUUCCAAACGACAGACAGAUAUCUGCCACUAUUACCAGAGAUACCACGACCGCGCCUGCACCAUGGGUGCUUACCACCCACUGCUGUUCGAGAAAAACUUGGUGAAGCACAUUAACCAAGGCCAAAAUGAGUUAAUUUACACCCAUGGGAAAGUGACUUUGCCCGGUUUCAGAAACAUGCACUGUUAGCAACUCAACUUCUACUGUGCAUAGAUACUUCUGUUGAUUUUCAAGGCACUUUUAGAAGGAUACUGUUGAGAUUGUUAGGCCUAAACAUUGAUGUGCCCUGACAGUUCUUUCAUAAUGCACACCUUACACCCCUUAGGAUUCCUGUGAUGCAACUUCUCUGAUCUGUACAAUAGCAGAAAGAAUUACACAUCCUUCACCACAAUUAUCCAAUAUCUAUUGUGUGAACUUCCAGUCAGAUUAGUGGAUCUGAGGGGCUGAGUACCUUCAGCUGCAAUUGGCCACCUGAGUUGUUUUCUAUGCAGUGUAAACCAACGUAUUGCUGGUAUCACUCCACUGAACUCAGUGGAAUUAUGCCAGCAGAAAAUCUGGCCCAUUUUAUAAAAGAAUGGCUAAAAAUAAUCCCAUAGUUCUGGAAUCUUUAAAGACAGGCCUACCAUUAUGGACCCACUGUGAAGGCUGCCUGUUAAGAUAGGCAGUAAUUCAACAUGUUAAAAUCUAUUACUUUAAUUAUAGUCCUAACGACCUUGAGAAACAGUCCUUUAUAUUCUGGAAUUGUGAUGGUGAUUCUGCCAAAUCAAGGAGGAAUAGUUCAGUGUCGAUUUAUUUUGAAAUUUUUACCUUUGUAAAAAUUCUGAUGUUCAGUGAAUUGCUAAAUUGAAUUUAAAUGUCUGGUGACCACUCAGUCCAGUUUGUUCAAUGUAGCAUCUUGUUAGGGAAACAGGAUAUUUUAAUUCCAAAUCAUUUUGGGGAAGACUUUUGAAAGGCAUAAAUGGCAGUUUGCAACUGUAAUGGGGGUUGGUGCCUAGUUGCCAUUUGGGCCCUGUGAAAGUCUCCCCAUUAGUAAUUUAGGACAAUAAUGCUACAUAGUCACAGGCAACUAAAUAAGCCAUGGGGCUACUAGCCAGCCGCAGACCAGAUCUCCCCUUCUAGGUUUCAUCAGCUAUCCAAGUUGACCUCUGUUAGCUAUUCCUGACAUUCAGAUAGUGUCUCUCUCUCACACACAUAUACACCCUUUCCAAGUGCACAGGGAAUGAGCACAUUACACUAUCUCUUGAAAUAGCAGCUGGGAAGGGGGAGUUGCACUCUGCUCUUCAAGCCAGUGCAAAAGGGAGGUGGGCAGAGCUUUUUGACUCCUUCCUGCCCCCUUGAUGUGAUUUUUGUCCCCGGAGUUCAUGGAAGGAGUAGUCUUUUUGAUUUCCCCCAAUCAUAGUUUUUCUUUGGUCUGGGCAGAGGGUCACCUCGGUUUGUCUCCAUUCCCUCUGUUCACCUAUUCCAGAUCCACUAUCCCUUUUCUCAUGGUUCAGAUUCAUAGGAUCUUCACUUCCAAGCUGAAGCCACCAGGUCACACUCUUCUGUUGUGUACACUGGUGUAACCCUACUCAGGUCCAUGGCAUUAUGCCAGUGUAACCAUGGCUGGAACACCUGAUAGGAAGUAUAAAUGCUCAACAAUUAAUAUGCUGUUUCAUGAUCCUACCUAUAUUUAUGACAACGUUGAUAUUAUUUAACUUUCCGUCAGUAAUGUCAUUUAUCUGGUUUUGAGUGAUAUGGGUUUUAAUGGUUUUAGGUGUAAGAAGUAGAUGCUACUUUUGCUGUCCAUAAUAUGCAUCAUUGUGGUAGGAAAACAGUUGCACAGCAACAGACUUUGUUCCCAUUGUGAAGAACCCAUUGGGUUAAAUUCUGCCUUCUGUUAAACUUGUAUGUCCCACUGGAUUCAUGGGAGAGCUUGGCCACCAUUGAUCUGGAUCUACAGAGGAACCCUUUCAUCCCAUGUGAAGACCAGUUGACUUUAGUAGGGCUCUGUGCAGAUCCAGUUGCGAGAUCAGGGCUUAGCCGAAUAAAGUCCUAGUGAGAAAAUUCGCAUCAUGGUACUUGUAAAAUGAGAAUUCCUAUUGCUUGUAAUAAAACCUUGUGAAGACAUUGGCUCAGAUUCUGAUCUCCGCAAACCAGUGUAAAUCUAGAGAGGCUACAGUGGAUUUACACCAAUGUAUACGAGAUCAGAAUCUGGUCCAACAUUUAAAUAAUGCUUUUUAAAAUUUCUGUACAGUUCUGCAAAGGCUGUGUCUGGGUAGUAGUGAGUUCCAAUCAGUAACUCAUUACCAGUUUCCAUUGUUGUGCAGAAUGAAACCAUCAAGCUAUUUUCAUUAUUUAUGCAGCAGUAUUUUAAAUUUUAAGUGGAUGUACCAAACUCAUCAUUUUUAAAAAUUUUCUGAACACUGAUCUUUUAAAAUAGUUUGAAAUAAUACUGAAGGAUCCAAAGAAGAUGUACAAUUUGUAAUAAAGUUUGUCUUUUUUUUUAAAGAGGUGCUAUCUGUAUCAUUCUUAAAUUAAACUAACAUGAGGAUAUUAAAUGUUGUUUAAUUUCUCUCCCCUCCUUUUCCUCCCUUCCAUUUAUGAGCUUGCAAAAGCUUGAGAGAAAGAAUAAUUCAAGAGAGACAUAGCAAACAUCUCCUCACCACUCUACUGUAUUACUCACUUAUAGAAAUCAAAGGAUGUAUUGGGGUGCUGCAAAUAAUCUGAUAGUUCAGCCUGCCAAGUUGCAUCUUCAAUGAACAGGAGAAGGAAUUUGAAUCACGGUUAUUACACAAUAUUUGCCAACAACUCCAGGUCAACAAGAAUUUUUUGGGACACUACCUAAAUACUUCAGCACACACAGGACUCAAUUUUCUCCUAGCGCCAUCUCCACCCCAGCCAAGAUGACAACAUAAUAUCAAAACAAGACAACACCAUUAAGGUAAAAGACACAGCACUACCUGUUGGUGCAGGUGCUGCCUGCAUUGGUCAUUACACUGUCUUUGCACUCCAUUCUUAUACUGGACCUUGUAUGGAAGGGAGUACCUGUAACAUGGUGGCUUUUUAAAAAAUAAAUAUGGGCAAAUGUUUGCCAAUUCCA